Molecule: messenger RNA, 2190 nt
Organism: Aspergillus affinis
Lineage: Eukaryota; Fungi; Ascomycota; Eurotiomycetes; Eurotiales; Aspergillaceae
Exons: 8
Coding region: 1-2190 (729 amino acids)
Biological process (GO): double-strand break repair; single strand break repair
Cellular component (GO): nucleus
Molecular function (GO): single-stranded DNA binding; 3'-tyrosyl-DNA phosphodiesterase activity; double-stranded DNA binding
Source: RefSeq, a predicted model, not a curated record
AUGUCUGAUACAAGUGCUGAUGACCAAAUUGAUCGCGAUAUCCGAGAAGCUAUUGCUGCCUCUUUGAGAGACUUCUAUGGAUCUGAUUCGCAAACUCGGGACAACGAGAACCAAGGUGGCAUUGUUGAUUUGACUGGCGAUACAGACGAUGACGAUGAAGCUGUACCCGCGCAGCCCAAGUCAAACUCCGUGAUUGGUGUUGAUACAGAUAAUGAAUCGACUGCUGAUCCUGUUGAAGGUAAUGGUGAUGGUGAUGAUGAUGAUGACGACGAUGAUGAAGACUUGAGGAGAGCAAUCGCGUUAUCGAAGCAAGAUUCCGGACAUGGUCCAGGCUCGCCAGAGUCCCCACUGUACAUUUCCGACAACGAGCAGGCCUCGAAACCAGCUGUAUCUCAACAAACCCACGUCCCAUCGAGCGAGCAAAACAUAUCAAGACCCAUGGGUGUGCUUGGCUUGAAUCGAAAGCAGAUGGAGCAGGAACGCCUCGCGCGUCUUGCUAAAAGGAAACCAGAAGAUACCCCAUUGUGUGAGGAACGCGACAAGAAGCAGUUGAGAACCCAGACAUCUCCGAAGGCUCAAAUGAAGAGGGAUCUUGAUAAGCUUUCAACUGCGAUUGAUCCGUCUCCCCAACCACAAAUUACACGCCCAGAGGCUAGCAGGCCGUCUACUAACAUACCCUCGCCUCAGUCGUUUGUCCAGUUCCCUGCUGGAGUGGUCAAGAAGACUUGGUCAUAUUCUAGUCCGCGCCGCGGUGAUGACAUCAAAAUCGAAGAAGUUUUUCAAAGGUCGAACUUAGAGCUAGCGGUUCUGAGCUCUUUCAUGUGGGAUAUGGAGUGGCUCUUUUCCAAACUUGAUACGCGAAACUCUCUAUUCUUGCUAAUUAUGCAGGCCAAGGAUGAUGCAACAAAGCGUCAAUACGAGUCGGAGACAGAAGCCAUGAAAAACCUCAGAUUAUGUUUUCCUCCUAUGGAACCGCAAGUGAACUGCAUGCACUCCAAGUUGAUGCUGCUUUUCCACAAGGACUAUCUCCGGAUCGUGGUUCCAACCGCCAACCUGACACCGUUUGAUUGGGGUGAGAAGGGAGGCGUCAUGGAGAAUUCUGCUUUUCUGAUCGAUCUCCCCCAAAGACUCGACAAAACUUCCGAAGUCCCCAAGACUGGCUUUUACGAAAAUCUAGUUUAUUUCCUGAAAGCCAGCACGCUGCACGAGAAUAUCAUUUCCAAGCUUGGAAAAUAUGAUUUCAGCAAAACUGAGCAUUUUGAAUUUGUUCACACCAUCGGUGGCUCUCACAUAGGGAAUGAUGCAUGGAAACGAACAGGAUAUUGCGGCUUGGGUCGCGCAGUGACUUCACUCGGCCUACAGUCGUCCAAGCCAGUCAACAUUGAUUUCGUGACAUCAUCUCUAGGCUCCUUAACAGAUGAGUUCCUAAGGUCCCUAUACCUCGCCUCACAAGGCGACGACGGAUCCACCGAGUUCACCCUCCGCACCGCUAAAUACUUCCCCGCGAAAAGCCGCACCGACCCGAACAAGCUGAUCCAGAAGACUACUGCUAAGGAAUCCAAGGAUCGGUUCCGCGUCUACUAUCCAUCCCAGGAGGUCGUCAGGGAUUCUCGCGGCGGUCCCCAAAACGCAGGAACGAUCUGCUUCUCAGAGAAAUGGUAUGAAGGCGCCAAGUUUCCUCGCCAUGUGCUUCGCGACUGCAAGAGCAAUCGAUUCGGGCUGUUGAUGCAUAAUAAGCUCUUAUACGUUCGUCUCGAUGAACCGGUUCCAAUGAAAAACAACACCGAAUGUCGCGCGUGGGCGUAUGUCGGGAGUGCCAAUCUCUCCGAAAGUGCCUGGGGCCGACUCGUCCAAGACCGUUCAACCAAGGAACCCAAACUGAACUGCCGCAACUGGGAAUGCGGUGUUCUUGUGCCAGUCAUCGAGCCGAAGAAACCAGACACUAAAGCCGAAUCUACGGAGAAGGGCAAGGCCGAGUUUUUUGAUCCAGAUGAAACGUCCUCUGAGUCCUCGAGUCAGCUGGGCAAGGAAGAUGAAAAGAAAUCCGAGCCCAAGCCCGCAGCCGAACCAGUCGAUCCCGAAUCCGCGACCAGCCUGGAUGUUUUCACAGGGGCCAUCCCAGUGCCAAUGGAAUUUCCCGGCGCGCGAUACGGAGCGAAUCGCAAACCGUGGUAUAAUUCUACGUUUUGA